Messenger RNA from Centropristis striata (black sea bass), 2390 nucleotides. RefSeq names its product equilibrative nucleobase transporter 1-like. The coding region runs from base 196 to 1641 and encodes 481 amino acids. Gene Ontology annotation, molecular function: transmembrane transporter activity. The record is from RefSeq and is a predicted model, not a curated record. NCBI's taxonomy places the organism in Eukaryota, Metazoa, Chordata, Actinopteri, Perciformes, Serranidae. The transcript has 12 exons. Gene Ontology annotation, biological process: transmembrane transport.
UUGUGAGGACACUUGGGGAGACCCAGAGAGACUGAACUGUGAGCACUAGAGAGCAAGUUAGAGAAUUACACAACUUACCUGUGCAUUUUACAAUUUCUAAAUGGCUGGUUUGAUUUAAAAACACUUUGGCACAUUUUAAUUGAUUCCUCUUCUUAAAAGUCUCAUGACCUACCAGUAUCUUAACAAAGAGGGACCAUGGCGGGUCUUGGGAAAAGCUCGGUGGUGCAGCGUGGCCUCACCUUUGCUACAGGUCUGGUGGAGUGUCUGUGUUUUGCUGGAGCCCUUUUUGGAUGGGCUUCGCUUGUUUUUGUACUGAAGAAAGAGGACUACUUCAGCUCUGAGUGCAUCAACACCACAACAGCCAAUGGAACAGACUUAGAUUGCAGUGGACAGGAUGAACAGUUCUCGCUUGUUUUCACUAUUGCUUCCUUUCUAUGCAUUUUCAUGACGCUGCCUAGUGGUUUCUUCUUUGAUCGGUUUGGGACCGCAGUGUCUAGGCUCAUUGCAAUAGUUCUUUACACAGCGGGUACCUUGUUGGUGGCCUUCUCGACUGCAGUUAUGUCCAACCUGCUCUUCCCAGCUCUCUCCUUCAUAGCAAUGGGUGGAAUACUGUUUCUAAUUACCAACAUGCCGGUGGGAAACCUGUUCGGCUCACGUCGCUCCACCAUCAUCACUCUCUAUAACGGGGCCUUUGACUCAUCGUCAGCACUCUUCUUUGUUAUCAAGCUGAUAUAUGAGGCUGGAAUCUCUCUGCUCCCUCCCUUCCUCUUCCUGUCCGCCUGCAGCGUCAUUCACCUGCUCAGGACUAUCUUCUUGAUGCCCAGAGGCCACAUUCCCUACCCGCUGCCUGAUGACUACACAUACGGGGUAACCUGUGGUAAAUCAAAGACUCUGACCUUGCACAUAACUGCAAAUGAUAACACAGAGAUGGCGACAGAGGAAGUCGAGGAUAUUCCUGUCAAACAAGAGAAGAGUCUCCGUGAGUGUGUGCUGUCCAGGCUCUUUUGGCUGCACGUGCUUUGGUUGUCAGUGAUGCUGCUCAGACAUUACCUCUUCAUUGGCACCCUUAACCCCAUGCUGCAGCGGCUGACAGAGGGAGAGCCUUCACUGGUGAGCCGGUACAUUAAUGCCUUUGCCAUAACGCAGCUGUGUGGCGUGCUGUGUGCUCCCUGGAACGGUCUCAUCAUGGACAGAAACAAGGGCAAACCUCGUGCUGCAGGAGAGAGUGAACAGGAAGCAGACUUGCGUUCUUCGGUCCUUUCUCUCUUCCUGACGGCACUGCAGUGUGUGGUGUUCUCAGUCUGUGCCACCAUCCCGAACCUGCCGCUUCAGUACUUCACCUUCGUCAUACAGGUGAUAAACCGCUCCUUCCUCUUCGGUGGGAACGCAGCCUUCAUCAGUGUGGCAUUUCCACCCUGCCACUUUGGGAAGCUGUAUGGUCUGGUCAUGGCUCUGUCUGCAGUGUUUUCUCUGCUGCAGUACGCCUGCUUCGCCCUGGUGAAUGGACCUCUGGACGGAGAUCCUUUAUAUGUGAACAUCGCUCUGACGCUGCUCAUCCUGUUCGCCUUCAUCCAUCCCCUCUCUGUCUACCUGCACUGUCGAAGUCUCGCCUCCAAGCGAGCCAUCAAUGCCUCCUCCUAAAGUCUGUGAAAUGACUUGCACUCAAAAUGUUUUAAUGUCACCAGUGACACUUUUACCUCUUCAGUUUGUUUGUUUGUGUGUUUGUCUAUGUCUGUUGUGUUGAAAUAUGUAUCAAGUGCUUGUGGGUGCAUUUCAGUUUGCAGAGAAAUGCGGUCCAGGAGCAUUCUUUACACUCUUGGAUCAUGUUCACAGAAGGAUUUAUCUACACUAUUUAAAGGUGAAGUAGACGGUUUAAUUUGGGGAAAUCCACAACAUAUUUUUAUUGUAAUUCAAGUGUGUGGAUGUGUAUGACUCUACGACUUUAAUUAUCCUUAAAAUCACAAGUGACACUCUUCAGUCAGUCUGUCUGUUUAUUGGUGCUCUUCUCUCUGCUUAAUGAAAAAAGGGAAAUGUUUUUACCAGUAUGUUUAUGAUAUAGGUUGAGUGGGGUUUUAAAAAAAAUACCAAAACAGAAGUUACUGUUGUUGAAAUGUAACUUAAAAUAUGCAAAUUCUUCAUUGUGCUGCAUCAAACUAAAUGUAUCAACUUCAGUGAUGUGGAAUGGCACUUUGUUUCCGCCUUCAACUACUGUGAGAAACUUGCAGGAAACUGCCUUUUACAGAUGGUACAGAAAAUGCACAGUGUACAUGUACAGAAAUUGUGAUGUACUGAAAGGAUCUUUAUUAAUUUUUAAAAACUCAAUGCAGAGAAAUAUAUGUUAUACACAGCCUUACUAUGUUCAAAUAAACAUCAAAGUUAUAUUUAAAGAC